UGACAUCACCCCGCAGGUUGGUUAUAAAGGGCCGAGGGCCAUCCCGGCGCUACAAUCGGUUCUGGCCGUCGAAGGAGAGCGAGAGGUUGGUCUGCAGACGCGCCGCCCUCGGACACAGACUGCAGCCUGCGCGCCUUGAUCCUCCGCCGCCGAUCCUCCGCCGCUGCGCUCGCCUUGCCGUCGAGGGGACUCCCGUCCCGCCGCCUCCCGAAUCUCCUUCCCGCGCUCUUCUGCUCCUUCCCCUUCUUCCCUUCUCUUCUCCCGACACCUGGUCCAGGAUGUACAUCUCUCACGUCGUGGCUUGCGGACUCUUCCUCGCCCUGCUGGCCCUGGCACUGGAGGCGAAGCCGGCUCCCCAGAACCUGCAGAAGGGUCCGUCGGGCAGCUUGGCGGCGCUGGGGCGCGAACUGGCGGAGCUGCUGGAGGCGUCGUCGGGGCCCGCGGCGGGCGGUGCGCGGAGCGGCGGAGGAAAGCAGGGCUCCUCGUCGCAGCAGAAGGGCAAAGGCUCGUCGUCGUCGAGGCUCAUGCGGGACCUGCGCACCGACACCAAGCAGUCGCGGGCCACCUGGGCGCGGGGGGCGCACCCGGAGCACCACGCCGGCGGAGGAGGAGGCGGCGGCGGCGGAGGGUCGCGGCGCUUCAAAAACCCCUCCAAGAAGGGCUCCACCAAGAACUGCUUCGGCCUCAAGCUGGACCGCAUCGGCACCAUUAGCGGCCUGGGCUGCUGAGCCGUCGAGGGCGGCCUGCGGGCGACACCUAGCGGCGGUCUUUGAACUGACGAGGGUUAUUCUGCAUUCCAUCACCCCAACCCAAGGACAUAUCUUGGCCAUCUCCUCACAUUCAUGCAGGGUCAAUGUUGAUGGCACCCGAAAAAGGCUUGGCUGGGCUUAUCCUAUUGGUACGAGGACUUGUAGCAGAACCAGCAAUUUUUUUUGGGGGGGGGGUGUUAGUGGUGAGGGUGGGGUGUCCGGGGUGGGUUUGUUUUUGAAAUCCAAAAGCUCUUUUCCUAUCAUACCCAAUAUAUACACACACACAUAUAUGUAUCCUACACACCAACAACCCACCCACGACAAAGGACCGCUCCACGCCCAGAGACUGAGGAAGCUGUUUGUACAUUCAUGUCACGCAUAAAUGUAUUUAUGUUGUAAAGCUAUUUAUAUAUUGUUUAUAAAGAGAUAUUUAUAAAAAUUUUAUUUAUGUAA
Messenger RNA from Podarcis raffonei (Aeolian wall lizard), 1202 nucleotides. RefSeq names its product natriuretic peptide C (gene NPPC). Lineage: Eukaryota; Metazoa; Chordata; Lepidosauria; Squamata; Lacertidae. The coding region runs from base 279 to 728 and encodes 149 amino acids. Gene Ontology annotation, biological process: receptor guanylyl cyclase signaling pathway; cGMP biosynthetic process. The record is from RefSeq and is a predicted model, not a curated record. Gene Ontology annotation, molecular function: hormone activity; hormone receptor binding. The transcript is spliced from 3 exons. Gene Ontology annotation, cellular component: extracellular region.